This is a messenger RNA of Manacus vitellinus (golden-collared manakin), 684 nucleotides long. RefSeq names its product transcription cofactor HES-6. Gene Ontology annotation, cellular component: nucleus. The record is from RefSeq and is a predicted model, not a curated record. Bases 1 to 684 code for a protein of 227 amino acids. Gene Ontology annotation, biological process: anterior/posterior pattern specification; regulation of neurogenesis; regulation of transcription by RNA polymerase II. Lineage: Eukaryota; Metazoa; Chordata; Aves; Passeriformes; Pipridae. The transcript is spliced from 4 exons. Gene Ontology annotation, molecular function: DNA-binding transcription factor activity, RNA polymerase II-specific; protein dimerization activity; RNA polymerase II cis-regulatory region sequence-specific DNA binding.
AUGACUGCCACAGCCACCCCGGGCAGCACCCACAAGCUCACCAGCACCAAGGAGGAGAGGAAGUUAAGGAAACCCCUCAUUGAGCGGAAGCGAAGGGAAAGGAUUAAUAACUGCUUAGACCAGCUGAAGGAGACAGUUGUGGGAGCAUUUCACCUGGAUCAGUCUAAACUGGAAAAAGCAGACAUCCUUGAAAUGACGGUGAAGCACCUCCAGAACAUCCAGAGCAGCAAGAUGAUGGCUGACUCCAAAGUGGGUCUGGAAGCCCAGCAGAGGUACAGCACUGGGUACAUUCAGUGCAUGCACGAGGUGCACAACCUCCUUCUCACCUGUGAGUGGAUGGACAAGAGCCUCGGGGCGCGCCUGCUAAACCACCUGCUGAAAUCCUUGCCCAGGUCUGGUGAAGAUACCUGCAAAGCAGCACUGAGGUCUUCCAGCCCAUCUCAACAGCCUCUCUUGACGCCAAAAGGUCCCCUGAGCCCUAAGGGGAGCAAUCGGGGCACAAACCUGGCACAGGAGCGCUUCUACUCUGCAGAGAACAAGCAGGCUUCCAAAAAUUCCUUCCAGGUGCCGUUGCUGUCGGUUUUCAACCAGGUUGAUGCUGCGCCUCCCAGACAGGUCCUGCAGCCAAAUUUUUCCCAUAACAACCCUAGAAUGGGAUCAUUAGAUAUGUGGAGACCAUGGUAA